Molecule: messenger RNA, 876 nt
Organism: Anastrepha ludens (Mexican fruit fly)
Lineage: Eukaryota; Metazoa; Arthropoda; Insecta; Diptera; Tephritidae
Gene: E(spl)mgamma-HLH
Product: enhancer of split mgamma protein
Exons: 1
Coding region: 1-666 (221 amino acids)
Biological process (GO): anterior/posterior pattern specification; regulation of neurogenesis; regulation of transcription by RNA polymerase II
Cellular component (GO): nucleus
Molecular function (GO): DNA-binding transcription factor activity, RNA polymerase II-specific; RNA polymerase II cis-regulatory region sequence-specific DNA binding; protein dimerization activity
Source: RefSeq, a predicted model, not a curated record
AUGUCCAUCCAAGUAUCGGAAAUGUCCAAAACCUAUCAAUAUCGCAAGGUGAUGAAACCAAUGUUGGAGCGCAAACGACGCGCGCGCAUCAACAAGUGUUUGGACGAGUUGAAAGAUUUAAUGGUCGUCACAUUGGAGUCGGAGGGUGAACAUGUCACACGCCUGGAGAAGGCCGAUAUCCUUGAGCUGACCGUUGCCCAUCUGCAAAAAUUAAAACAACAACGCAAGACGGCCGCUUCUAAGGGUGGCGCCAUGUCACAAGCUGAGGGCUUCCGUUCCGGUUACAUACACGCAGUCAACGAAGUGUCACGCUCAUUGUCACAACUGCCCGGUGUUAAUGUGAAUCUUGGCACCCAACUGAUGACACAUCUUGGUCAGCGUUUGAAUCAACUGCAGCCCGCCGUACAGACACCAACGCCCAUCACCGCCCCAUUAUCCGUACACAUUGUCAAUAAUAUGGCCGGCCGUGCACACUAUUCUGUGCCCAUUUCGCCCAUCUCAAGUUACAAUGGCAGUCCCAAUUCCAGCGUCAGCAGUGAGAAACAUAGUAAUAGCAGCAUCAGCCAGAGCCUCCUCACCACUUAUAGUGGCCAUUCACCCAUCGAUGCCAGCAUUGGCAGUAAUGCGGCUCAGGCAGAGGAGGAAGAUGUCUGGCGACCAUGGUAGAGUGGCACACGCUAAACGGCACCGAAAUACGCCCCAGUACAAAACUUAUACAGACGCAGUUAAAAUGCUCAGUGAUAAAGUCUUCCAGACACGCAGACACAUACCGAUAGGUAUCUGCCGUCAACCAACGCAACUUAAAUAAGCGAUACGCGCAUGCGCCAUGUCGCCAACCAUAAAGCUUUAAAGUGAAGGAGAGGCAUUUGCAAGUGG